AUGGCCAUUGGCAAAAGGUUACUGGUAAAUAAACCAGCAGAAGAAUCAUUUUAUGCUUCUCCAAUGUAUGAUUUCCUGUAUCCAUUUAGGCCGGUAGGAAACCAAUGGCUACCAGAAUACAUCAUUUUUGUAUGUGCCGUCAUUGUGAGGUGCACGAUUGGACUUGGCCCAUAUUCUGGAAAAGGUAGUCCACCGCUUCACGGUGAUUUUGAAGCUCAAAGACAUUGGAUGGAAAUUACACAGCAUUUACCACUUUCUAAAUGGUACUGGUAUGAUUUGCAGUAUUGGGGAUUAGAUUAUCCACCAUUAACAGCUUUUCACUCCUAUCUUUUAGGUCUGAUUGGAUCGUUUUUUAAUCCAUCUUGGUUUGCUCUAGACAAGUCUCGUGGUUUUGAAUCCCCCGAUAAUGGCUUGAAAACAUAUAUGCGCUCUACUGUCAUUAUUAGUGACAUAUUAUUCUACUUUCCAGCAGUGAUAUAUUUUACCAAAUGGCUCGGUAGAUAUCGAAACCAGUCGCCCAUAGGGCAAUCUAUUGCAGCAUCGGCAAUUUUGUUCCAACCUUCAUUAAUGCUCAUCGAUCAUGGGCAUUUUCAAUAUAAUUCAGUCAUGCUUGGCCUUACCGCUUAUGCCAUAAAUAACUUGUUGGAUGAAUAUUAUGCUAUGGCAGCAAUGUGUUUUGUACUAUCUAUUUGCUUCAAACAGAUGGCAUUGUAUUAUGCGCCAAUUUUUUUUGCUUAUCUGUUGAGCCGAUCAUUGCUAUUCCCCAAAUUUAACAUAGCGCGGUUAACAGUUAUUUCGUUUGCAACACUGGCAACUUUUGCUUUAAUGCUUGCACCACUGUAUUUCUUGGGAGGAGGAUUAAAGAACAUUUACCAAUGCAUUCACAGGAUAUUCCCUUUUGCCAGAGGCAUCUUCGAAGAUAAGGUCGCAAAUUUCUGGUGUGUUACAAAUGUAUUCGUUAAAUAUAAGGAAAGGUUUAGCGUACAACAACUUCAACUUUACUCAUUGGUUGCCACCGUAAUUGGUUUCUUGCCAGCCAUGGUAAUGACAUUGCUACAUCCAAAGAAGCACCUUCUUCCAUACGUGUUAAUCGCAUGUUCUAUGUCCUUCUUUCUUUUUAGUUUUCAGGUGCAUGAGAAAACUAUACUAGUUCCUCUUUUACCCAUCACACUACUUUACUCUUCUACUGAUUGGAAUGUUCUAUCUCUAGUGAGUUGGAUAAACAAUGUCGCUUUAUUCACUUUAUGGCCGCUGUUAAAAAGGGAUGGUCUUCACUUGCAGUAUGCUGUAUCUUUUUUACUAAGCAAUUGGUUGAUUGGAAACUUCAGUUUCAUUACACCCAGGUUCUUACCAAAAUCCUUAACUCCUGGACCUUCUAUUAGCAGCAUUAAUAGCGAUUAUAGAAGAAGAAGUUUACUACCCUAUAAUGUGGUUUGGAAAAGUUUUAUCAUAGGGACAUAUAUCGCUAUGGGUUUGUAUCAUUUCUUAGAUCUCUUCGUAGCACCUCCAUCAAAAUACCCCGACUUGUGGGUGUUGUUAAACUGUACUGUCGGGUUCACUUGCUUCAGUAUAUUUUGGGUAUGGUCUUAUUACAAGAUAUUUACUUCCGGUAGCAAAUCGAUGAAGGACUUGUAA
Molecule: messenger RNA, 1635 nt
Organism: Saccharomyces mikatae IFO 1815
Lineage: Eukaryota; Fungi; Ascomycota; Saccharomycetes; Saccharomycetales; Saccharomycetaceae
Gene: ALG6
Product: dolichyl-P-Glc:Man(9)GlcNAc(2)-PP-dolichol alpha-1,3-glucosyltransferase
Exons: 1
Coding region: 1-1635 (544 amino acids)
Biological process (GO): protein N-linked glycosylation
Cellular component (GO): endoplasmic reticulum membrane
Molecular function (GO): dolichyl pyrophosphate Man9GlcNAc2 alpha-1,3-glucosyltransferase activity
Source: RefSeq, a predicted model, not a curated record